UUCGCCUUCGCGCCUCAUUUGGAAUUCAAGCGGAGUUGAUGAAUCUUUAUCUUCUUCCUCCUCAGCAUCGCUCCUUCGUCGAUUUGCUCUUGCGGUGUACUCGUCAGAAAGAUCUUCAGAAGGGCAAAGCCAUUCACGCUCAACUCCUCAGAACUGGUUCUUUCUCUUCGGUUUACCUCACCAACAGUCUUGUUAACUUGUAUGCCAAAUGUGGAAGCAUUGUCAAGGCCAAGCUCGUCUUCGAGAGUAUAACCAACAAGGACGUUGUCUCAUGGAAUUGCCUCAUCAAUGGCUACUCUCAAAAGGGUACUGUUGGAUAUUCGUUUGUGAUGGAGCUUUUUCAGAGAAUGAGAGCGGAGAACACUCUGCCGAAUGGCCAUACUUUUAGCGGGGUUUUCACUGCUGCUUCAAGUUCACCCGAAACUUUUGGUGGUCUACAGGCCCAUGCGCUUGCGAUCAAGACUUCUAACUUUUAUGAUGUUUUUGUUGGCAGCUCGCUUAUUAAUAUGUAUUGUAAAAUUGGGUGUAUGCUUGAUGCUCGUAAGGUGUUCGACACAAUUCCCGAGAGGAAUACUGUAUCUUGGGCCACUAUAAUUUCAGGGUAUGCGAUGGAAAGGAUGGCUUUUGAGGCUUGGGAGUUGUUUUUAUUGAUGCGUCGUGAAGAGGGGGCCCAUGAUAAGUUUAUCUAUACAAGUGUGCUUAGUGCACUGACGGUUCCUGAUCUUGUUCACUAUGGUAAGCAAAUCCAUUGUCUUGCCCUUAAAAAUGGGUUGUUAUCAAUUGCUUCUGUGGGGAAUGCUCUUGUUACGAUGUAUGGAAAAUGUGGGUGUUUAGAUGAUGCUUUUAAAACAUUUGAAUUGUCUGGUGAUAAGGACGAUAUUACAUGGUCAGCUAUGAUAACUGGCUAUGCUCAAGCUGGGGACUCGCACGAGGCUUUAAAUUUGUUUUAUAAUAUGCAUCUUAAUGGGAAUAAGCCUAGCGAGUUUACUUUUGUCGGGGUGAUCAAUGCUUGUAGUGACAUUGGUGCUCUGGAAGAGGGGAAACAAAUACAUGGAUAUUCCCUGAAGGCGGGAUAUGAGUGCCAGAUUUAUUUCAUGACAGCUUUGGUUGAUAUGUAUGCAAAAUGUGGAAGCUUAGUUGAUGCCCGAAAGGGGUUUGAUUAUUUAAAAGAACCGGAUAUUGUUUUGUGGACUUCCAUGAUUUCAGGAUAUGCUCAAAAUGGUGAAAAUGAAACUGCUUUGACUCUAUAUUGUAGAAUGCAGAUGGAAAGGAUUAUGCCCCAUGAGCUAACUAUGGCUAGUGUCUUGAGAGCAUGUUCAAGCCUGGCUGCUUUAGAACAAGGUAAGCAAAUCCAUGCCCAGACGAUUAAAUAUGGAUUCAGUCUUGAAGUUCCAAUAGGGAGUGCUCUUUCUACCAUGUAUGCAAAGUGUGGUAGUUUAGAAGAUGGGAACCUGGUAUUUAGGAGGAUGCCUAGUCGAGAUAUUAUGACGUGGAAUGCAAUGAUAUCUGGUCUUUCUCAAAAUGGAGAGGGUCUUAAAGCUCUUGAACUUUUUGAAGAGCUGCGUCAUGGCACUACAAAACCCGACUAUGUUACUUUCGUGAACGUUCUUUCUGCGUGCAGUCACAUGGGAUUGGUGGAAAGAGGCAAGGUAUAUUUCAGGAUGAUGCUUGAUGAGUUCGGCAUUAUUCCAAGAGUCGAGCAUUAUGCUUGCAUGGUAGAUAUUCUAAGUCGUGCAGGUAAGCUACAUGAAACGAAAGAGUUCAUAGAAUCUGCCACUAUCGAUCACGGUAUGUGUUUAUGGCGUAUCCUGUUAGGGGCUUGUCGAAACUAUCGUAAUUAUGAACUGGGAGCAUAUGCAGGGGAGAAACUAAUGGAAUUAGGUUCACAAGAAUCAUCUGCUUAUAUAUUAUUAUCUAGUAUUUAUACUGCACUGGGAAGGUCUGAUGAUGUUGAACGGGUGAGAAGGUUGAUGAAACUUCGAGGGGUGAAUAAGGAACCAGGUUGUAGUUGGAUUGAAUUGAAAAGUCAGGUUCAUGUGUUUGUAGUUGGUGACCAGAUACAUCCACAGAUUGUCAAAAUAUGUUCAGAGUUAAGAAGGUUGAGAGAUCAUAUGAAGGAUGAAUGUUAUGAAUCAUUCAAUGAUACAAAUUCUAUGACAUUAUACAUAUAGAGAUAUAGCCAAAGCAAAACAAACAAAGUCUCUGAUAUGGCGAUAUUCCAGCAUGUUCCCUCUUUCUCAACCCAUUACAAAGUUUGAUUUUUGUCCAACCAAACUGUAUUAUCAGGUCAAAACCUGUUCAUUUUAUUUAUAUUUCAGUCCAUGCCAUUUUCAAAUAUCCCAUGAACAUAUAUUUUAUUACAGAGUAACUUCAUUUAAACCUAUUCACUGCUUUUCCUGUGAAGUAUUAACUCUUCCUUUCUUCACAAGGAAAGCUCAUUAACCUUUUCCCUUUGCCUACAGAAAGUCUACAACACUUGGCAAUAUUUUCUGCCAUUACUACCAAAAAAAAAAAAAAACUCCUAUAACAAAACCAAAAAGACCCCUGUAUCCCCAACCCCAUCUUUGACUCUUCAUGUCAUCAAGCGAAACACCUCAUGGAAUACGUAGACACCCCAGAAUUCAAAGACGGCGAAGGGGAGAAAACCCUGAGAUAAUCAUUCUCCAAAUCAGACUCCAUCACAGGACAGAACUCCAAUUUCUCAUCAUGAUCAUACACAAACUUAGUUCCAAUUACAGGGGAGGAAGGAAGAAUGCUUACUCGGCGUCAAGCAUGAGGCGGCCGACAGUGGCAAAAAACACACGGGUUUGCAAGCUAGGGUGGAGAAAAUAAACAGCUUCAAUGUUGUUCUUAAUGGUGAUUGGAAUGGCCUCAUAGAUUGCCUUGAGGUUUGAAAUUCCAGGCAGAUUCUCUGUCCAAUGAACAUCAGUGUGAAUGUACACCACCGUGAAAGGCCCAUCUUUAAGGAGUGGGAAAAUCUUAUCCUUCAAAUAGACAUUCACGGCCUGGCUGCUCACAAACCGAGCUAAACCCAAAACAGAUAUGAAUCAACACACACACACACACUAACACACUCUGGUUUUGGAGAACAAGAAAAGUAAUUUAAUUUCAGUACCUGGAAAGUAUUUUCCGACAAUGAGGAGGACAUUCCUGCCAGCCUUAUCACGCCCAUGGAGUCUAAAAACCUCGACUUUACCAAGGAGGUGAAGUUGGUCGGAGAGAGAAGAAGAAGAAGAAGAGUAGCUCAUUAUGAAAAGUUCCAAGUAGCAGAGUUUGUGGGUUUUGAGGGUUUAAAAUGGAGAGAGGAGGUGGGGUCGGAUGAGAAAUAGCAGAGGAAUAUUCGAAAGAAUGUACUAUUUUAUGGGUCGGAUUGAUUGAAUGGGUUCGGUGGAGGUUUAUCCGACAAGUCAGGGGCUCUGUUCGUUAUCGGAUCGAAUGUCUAUCCUCCCAGCCGUGUGUAAAAUUCUCAACGGCAGUAGGGGCGGUCGGUAAUUUUUUCUUCCCUUUUUUUUUUCUUUCUUUUUAACUUCCCUUUUCUCUUUUGUUAAGAAGUGGGAUGGAAUUUGUCUAUGCGAGAUCGGUUCGGUUCGGUAAUUAUAUAGAAACAGAGUUUUGUCGUUAAAUGGUAGAAAUAAGUUUUUGUGGCUGA
Molecule: messenger RNA, 3649 nt
Organism: Cucumis sativus (cucumber)
Lineage: Eukaryota; Viridiplantae; Streptophyta; Magnoliopsida; Cucurbitales; Cucurbitaceae
Product: pentatricopeptide repeat-containing protein At2g33680
Exons: 3
Coding region: 39-2171 (710 amino acids)
Biological process (GO): RNA modification
Cellular component (GO): intracellular membrane-bounded organelle
Molecular function (GO): RNA binding; protein binding
Source: RefSeq, a predicted model, not a curated record